Messenger RNA from Calidris pugnax (ruff), 1685 nucleotides. RefSeq names its product integrin alpha-M-like. Gene Ontology annotation, molecular function: integrin binding. The record is from RefSeq and is a predicted model, not a curated record. Lineage: Eukaryota; Metazoa; Chordata; Aves; Charadriiformes; Scolopacidae. Gene Ontology annotation, biological process: cell-matrix adhesion; integrin-mediated signaling pathway; cell-cell adhesion. The transcript is spliced from 13 exons. Gene Ontology annotation, cellular component: integrin complex; external side of plasma membrane. The coding region runs from base 18 to 1676 and encodes 552 amino acids.
GCUCCUUCCAGCUGGAGAUGGCCCAGGAGGGCUUCAGCGCCCUGCUCACCCCCGAGGGGCCCGUACUGGGAGCGGUGGGCGCCUACGACUGGUCCGGAGGGGUCUUUGUCUACGACGGGAGCAAGGAGACCACCUUCGUCAACAUGUCCCGAGCCUCCGGGGACAUGAACGAUGCCUACUUGGGCUACGCGGCCGAGUCCCUGUCCCUGCGGGGCCACCGAGUGCUGGCGCUGGGGGCCCCCCGCUACCGCCACGUUGGCCGCCUCCUCCUCUUCCUUCUCCAUGAGCCUUGGGGUGCCUGGGAGCCCCUGGCUGAGGCCACCGGGACGCAGGUGGGCUCCUACUUCGGGGCGUCCCUCUGCGCCCUGGACGCCGACGGGGACGGCUCGGCCGAGGUGCUGCUGGUGGGGGCCCCCAUGUUCUACGGGGGCGGCAGCGGGGGCCGCGUGGCCGUCUGCCCCCUGUCCCCCCGGGUGUCCCCCCAGGAGGGGCGGCUGCGGUGCCAGCAGACUCUGCAGGGACAGCCCGGCCACCCCUUGGGCCGCUUCGGGGCCAGCCUGGGGCACCUGGGGGACGUCGACGGGGACGGGUGGUCAGACGUGGCCGUGGGGGCCCCGCUGGAGGACGAGGAGCGGGGGGCCGUCUACGUCUUCCGUGGGAAGAAGGGGGGCGUCGCCUCCCAGUACAGCCAGCGCAUCCCGGGUGCCCACUUCUCCAGUGGCCCACGCUACUUUGGCCAGGCCAUCAGCGGUGGCCAGGACCUGACAGGGGACAGGCUGCCGGACGUGGCCGUGGGCGCCCAGGGACAGGUCCUGCUGCUCAGGUCCCAGCCGCUGCUCAAGGUCCGCCUGAAGGUGGAUUUCCAGCCCCAGCAGAUCCCCACAGCCGCCUUUGACUGCCAAGAGGAGGAAGCCCUCAAGGGGGAAGUGGCCAAGGCCACGAUCUGCUUCCUCAGCAGCAAGAAAACCCCUGACAACUUUGGUAGACAACUCUCCACCAGCCUCUGGUACCAGGCGGCCCUGGACCCCGGCCGGGCCAUGGUCCGGGCCAUGUUUGCCGGCGGCAGCGCCAUCCACAACGAGACCCUCCAUCUGGGCGUGGGUCAGAAGUGCCAGACCUUGUCCAUCGCCUUCACGGGCUGCCCCCGGGACACGCUGACCCCCCUGGUGCUGCGUCUCACCUACGAGGCCACGGGGGACCCCAUCGAGGUGGCCGGGGGUCUGCGUCCAGCCUUGAGCGAGGACUCGGAGAUGGGGACCGUGGGCACGCUGCCCUUCGAGAAGGACUGCGGCGAUGACAACGUCUGCAUCGACAACCUCCAGAUGUCCUUCACCUUCUCGGGGCUGGACACCAUCGUGGUGGGGGUGACCGACACGGUGGACAUCACCAUCACCCUCCGCAACCACGGGGAGAACUCCUACGGGGCCACCGUCCAGCUGCAGCACGCCGCGGCCCUCUCCUACCGCAAGGCCGUGGUGCUCCAGUCCUCCAGGAGGUCCAUGUCCCUGAGCUGCAACUCGGACCCGGCGCAGGGAGCCUGGCGCAGGACCCUCUGCUUCGUCAGCCACCCCAUCUUCCACCCCAGCGCCGAGGUCGUGUUCACCGUCACCCUGGACGUGCCCCACGGCGCGGAGCUGGGGCCCGUGUUGAAGGUGGUGGCCAAUGCCACCAGGUGAGGGACGGGG